AUGGCGCCCUACCGCGACGAACAUAUGCUUAUCAUAGCACCUGGUUCUCGAACCACGCACGUUCAAUUAGGUCUCCCAGAGAGCCUCGCACCCGCUCAACAUAAAUUCGCGACGCGUAUGUUCCUUGCGCCAGAUGGAAAAUCAUACGAACCGUACCGAAUAAAGUCUUCCAAAAAAGAAGAUUCCGACGAGGAGGAGCUCAUUGAAUACCCAGAAGACGAUGAGGGUGCAAUUUGGCCGCUUAAAGAUGGUCGCAUCGAUGACCUGAAAUGCUUUUUGGCCUUCUUACACCACAUACACGGCAAACUGCAACCAGGGCUACACAUCGGACUGGUGAUUGUCGCUCAGCCAUGUUGGACACCCAAAGACCACGAGGAAAUCACUCGAUUUGUGUUUGAGACCUUCAAAGUCCCAGGAUUUCUGCUGCUCGAUUCUGCCAUUGCAACAACAUGGGCGUACGGUGUCGAGAACGCAUUGGUGUUAGACGUUGGAUACACAAAGGCUGAUAUUUCCGCUGUUUCGCAAUUCGCAGUCGCCAACCGUGGCACAACAAUUGGCUUCGGAGGAGACAAUAUGACAGAAACGUUGCUCUCUUUGGUCAAGGGAAAGUAUGAGCCACCAUUCACGAAGGAAAUGGCCGAGAAACUCAAGCAGAGCAAUAUCUGCGAGGUACUUCCUCCAAACAUGCCAUUACCUGGCUCGGAGGGAUUCGAAGAGGAUAUCAGCAAUCCCGCAGCGGCCGCUUCGACUGGAGCUCUAGCCUCUGGCCCCAGUGUAAAGAUCACAGGCCCUCCUCGUAUGAAUACCGAGCCAGGACUGGAUGACGUUGUUGAGAAAGAAGAUGGUGUGCUUGACAUUGCUACUAUUGUUGCCAGUGGCAAGACGCAAGAGUUUCUCGCAAAGGCAGAAAAAGCCAAGGCAGACAAAGCAGCAGCCAAGAAAGCUGUGAAGGACCGUGAGGCGGCGGAAGCUGCUGCAACUCGGGCUACUCGAAUUCCAAACUCAAAGCGAUUACACAAUACUUGGGUCUGGGAGUCUGUGAAAUCUGACGGCCAAAAGGAAAAGGAAAGAGAGAAAGAGAAGACCCCUGAGCCUGUGACUGCUAUUGACAGCGCUGGCCCAGUUCAAGCUGCCGAAGAUUCGUCAUUACCGGCUACAGAAGCGGCAGGCCAAUCUAAGCCAACAGCGAAGAAAGACAAGAAAAAGCAAUGGGAAGAUGACAAUCCUGAUCUCGUUCGUCAUGAAUACCAAAUAGGCCCUGAAAGGCUGAUGGUUGCGGAUCACUGGUUUAUCGAUAGGAUAGCGGAUGAAAUUUACCGCUGUGUUCAAGGCAUGAGGGACAUGUCUUCAAGGCAAAAUGUAUGGGACAAUAUCAUAAUCUGUGGAGGUGGAGCGAAAGUAAAAGGCUUCAAGGAGGCAGUGAUGCAAACUCUUAAUAACCGAUACCUGAUUUCGCCAAGUUCUGCUACCAUGUUUAUGAGCGAACUACCGUCGAAUAUCGCUACUCCCAGCGGUACUGGCUCCAUGACUCCAAAUGCGUCUUUUACUCCUACGCCACAUGGUGGUCCAACGCAAUCGAAUUCGCUUCUCAUCGCUGCAACCACAGCCUCGAAUCCAGCCUUGAAUCCAAACUUACAAUCCGGCUACAAUCCUGGUUAUAACACCCAUUCAUCACAUUCGCAAACUCCGACCGCAAUUAAACUUGCAAGUCCACCGACUUAUAUGCCAGAAUACAAGGACUUUCAUGAUGCUGAUUUCCUAGGCGCUUGUGUUGCAGCCAAGACCGUUUUGGUUACGGAUGGAGGAGCUACCAAAGGGCUGUUUGUGACGAGAAAUAUGUUUAACGAGGAAGGUCCCAGUGCUAUUCAUCAAAUGUGA
Glarea lozoyensis ATCC 20868 is the source of this 1878-nucleotide messenger RNA. RefSeq names its product Actin-like ATPase. The transcript has 2 exons. Lineage: Eukaryota; Fungi; Ascomycota; Leotiomycetes; Helotiales; Helotiaceae. The record is from RefSeq and is a predicted model, not a curated record. Bases 1 to 1878 code for a protein of 625 amino acids.